Messenger RNA from Panicum virgatum (switchgrass), 2397 nucleotides. RefSeq lists its product as uncharacterized. The transcript is spliced from 2 exons. The record is from RefSeq and is a predicted model, not a curated record. Lineage: Eukaryota; Viridiplantae; Streptophyta; Magnoliopsida; Poales; Poaceae. The coding region runs from base 33 to 1607 and encodes 524 amino acids.
UUAUCAGGUUCGGCGAUUUGUUCAGGAGAACUAUGGCAUUCCCGGCGGGGAUUUUACCCUUCAUCGCUACUGGCCGGAGGAUUUCCUGCUCAUUUUUCGCAAUCCAUCUGACCUCCAUCGUGUUCUUGAGACACCCCCUUUGCCCCGGGCAGAUUUGGUACUUCGUUUUCGUCGCUGGAACAGAUUGUCCACGGCGGAGGGGGAAUCAAUGUGAUUCCGUGUCAUGCUCGAGAUCAGGGGAAUUCCAGCCCAUGCUUGGUCUGCUGCCGCCGCGCAAGUUAUUCUUGAUAGUGGUCGUUUGGUGUGCUGAUCCUGACCUCAUCCCCAAUGAAGCCAUUGUUCGUAUCCCUGAACGUGUUGAUACUCUUGCAAAUAAUAAUUUGUUUUUACGACCGGAAGAGAUUAUACAUCAUGAACUACCUCUGCUUCAUUAUAAAGUUGAAAUUGAGAUCCUGGAAGUCCAGGACUGGGACGACAACGGCUCUUCUGGUGGCUCCGGCACGUUACCGUCCGAUGAGGAUUACCCGGGCUUUCAUCAGUCGUCUCGCUCCGGUCCGUGGCCGCGCCGGACUGUCUUCCGCACUCCGGGAUUUGGCAACUCUUCGAAUGCUUCUGCGGGCACCGGGGGCCCAAACUCUAGCACUCCGGCAGUCGAUUGCGCGCAGGUGUGUGCAUCUGUGCCUCCUGCCGCGCCUCUCUGGCGUUUUGGUCGCGGAUUACCGGCUACUUCUUGCAAUCGUUUGCCCUCCCCCCCCCCCCCCCCCCUGCGAUUUGGCUCUUUUCCGCCGGUACAUCUUGAGCCGUCCACCAGGUCGGGCCCCUGUUCCUUGGUUGACUCUGCUAAUCUGCAAGCUGUGAACAGAGAUGCGGCGAGGGUCGCCGUGGACUUUGAUCCUAUGAUUGACGAAGCCUCCGGUUUCUUAGGCCGUUGGCUGUCACGUGCAGAUUUGGGAAAUGAGGUGUUCCAUGAAUCUGUCAGUCCAUUGACAGAUACCCAGUUUGAUCCUAUGUGCCUUGAGGCUGGGAUUCUUCCUGAUCAGCCCAGCUCUGUUCGAUGCAAUGACGAUGCUGCUGCUAUUGACACCACCUUGGCUGACCUGGAAUCGAUUCGCUUCGAUGUCCCGGAAAUGGCGCAGGUAGUCUGCUCCUCUCCUGCUGUAUCAAAUAACGUAACGGUCGCCCGGGGAACAAAGGAAACUCUACCAUUCCAUCUUUUUGCCGAUAAUCACGUACCUGUGACCGAGCAUGUCGUUAAUUUUGCACAUUCUGUGUGCAGGGAGGCUCCCCUGCCGGUGUUAAACACCUCUCCACCACGGCGACGCUCCCGUCAGCCACAAGAGACAGUUGCUAUCAGGCGCAGCGAGAGACUGGCAAAAAAGUCACGACAUCGCGCCACCAAGCCCGCGGUCCAGGCCCAGAAUGUGAUGAUGAAAAAGAUGGGCAUAACAUCGGACAGUCGCCCGCCGGAUGCGUCCUCGUUCCAGCAGUUUACGGAUACUUUCUCCUCAAUGCUAACCAAAUUGCACUGCGAGGCGCUUGAUGCGCUGUUACCAGCUGGAAUGGGAGCUCUAGCUGUGGAGCCGGCCGCACCAGUAAUGGUGUCUUGAGGCCAUUUUGGUUGUUUCUUUCAAGUCGCAAAAGUUUGUUAGUUAUGUUAGGCGAAAACUGUUUGGUAUGGAACGUCCGUGGCCUCAACUCUAGGGCCCGAUGUAAUGUGGUACGUGAAAUGGUGGAUCAGGAAAACAUUUCUCUGCUUACUCUUCAAGAAACUAAACUUGAUGACUGCUCCGCUAGUGUGUUUCGGGAGACUUGUGGUGCUGCUUUUGAUUACGUUGCUAAACCGGCAUCUAACACUUGUGGUGGUAUUUUGCUGGCCUGGAAGCGAGAUACGUGGUCGGUUACUAAUCAAUCCUUUCGGUCGUACUGCUUAACGGCAAUGGUAACUCUUUUGCAGAAUAAUACCUCCUGGUGGCUAACCUGCGUUUACGGCCCUCAAGCUGAUUGUGACAAGAUCGCUUUCCUGGACGAGCUCAGGGAUGUUCGAACCUCUUGUGAUGGGAUGUGGGUUGUCUGCGGAGACUUUAAUCUUAUCUAUCAAGCGGCGGAUAAGAAUAAUCAACAUCUAAAUAGAAGAAUGAUGAACCGUUUCCGACGAUUCAUCGUUGACACCGAGUUGCAGGAACUGAACCUUAAAGGGCGCCUUUACACCUGGACAAACGAUCGAGAGAGACCAACGCUAGAGCGUCUUGACCGUGUGUUUGCCUCGGAGGAUUGGGUGCAUGACUUUCCUGAUCAUGAGUUGUCGGCACUGGGGACGGAAUGCUCUGAUCACGCCCCCUUGUUGCUGAAAACUGACUGCUCUCUUCCUCAUUUCAAGAGAUUUCAUUUCGAGAACUU